AUGGGUGUGAGGGCUGGCGUGAAUCUGCCGGAUGGGGUCACUGGGUUCUUCGCCCAGUUCUUAGACGAUUACAUGGACCCGGCGAAUGCGGAGUUCACCGGGUGGGUGUGGUGGGAGUAUCUGGAAAAGGUGCUGGCGGAUGAUCAGAUGCAUGUGCUUCCGUCUCGAAUUAUGGGAGGAUUAAACCAGGCUCAGCUAGCUUGGGAUCUUCUCAGACAGGGACGUAUCAGUGCGGAGAGGCUGAUCAUUCAGCCCAAUGCUGAGUAG
Messenger RNA from Penicillium argentinense, 267 nucleotides. RefSeq lists its product as uncharacterized. The coding region runs from base 1 to 267 and encodes 88 amino acids. Lineage: Eukaryota; Fungi; Ascomycota; Eurotiomycetes; Eurotiales; Aspergillaceae. The transcript has a single exon. The record is from RefSeq and is a predicted model, not a curated record.